AUGGCCCGAGGCCCUCCCGGAGGAGUCUUGGGGGUGCUGGGUGGGGUCGUAGCCGCUGGGCUCCUCAUCGCCAUGGCCGUCACUGUCUUCAUGGUCUGUCGGCGGCAGCAGAAGACCCGCACCAACACUGACAAUGAUCUGACCGACCUCCCGCCCGCCCACAAGCCGGUCCCUCCCCCGCCCAAAAAGAGGAGCAGUGAUUUGAAGGGCCACUUGACAUCCGAUGACAUCCAGGUGCUUACCCUGGACAAGAAGCUUCCUCUCCAGCCUCCAUAUUACGACAUGGUACCCUCUGAGUCUACACCCUUCACUAACAAGCCGAACUCUGGCCACAGGGACUGUGACGUCCAGUAUGCAGAGCUGGAUACUGCGUCUCUGGCCUUCUCCCCCAGCACACGGAGCUCUAUGCACUCUGCCGGGGACCUUGUCGAGUAUGCAACCGUCCAGGCUAGCUCACACUAA
Salvelinus sp. IW2-2015 is the source of this 462-nucleotide messenger RNA. The record is from RefSeq and is a predicted model, not a curated record. Lineage: Eukaryota; Metazoa; Chordata; Actinopteri; Salmoniformes; Salmonidae.